Messenger RNA from Cornus florida, 2174 nucleotides. Its product is annotated as peptidyl-prolyl cis-trans isomerase FKBP62. The transcript is spliced from 13 exons. The record is from RefSeq and is a predicted model, not a curated record. Gene Ontology annotation, molecular function: peptidyl-prolyl cis-trans isomerase activity; protein binding. Lineage: Eukaryota; Viridiplantae; Streptophyta; Magnoliopsida; Cornales; Cornaceae. The coding region runs from base 216 to 1910 and encodes 564 amino acids.
CUUUCUCUCUCUACUCGCUCCCUCUCACUCUCACUCCAAACCCCAAAUCCUUUUAGAACUCUCUAGAACAGUAGAACCGAGGCCCAGUCUCUCUCUCUCUUUACAUAAAAACCCUUUCUUUCCUACCCCUCUCUCUAUAACUCUCUAUUUGCAUUUUCGUCCGAUUCGUUGAAAUUUCUCUCUCUAGAUUUGGAUUCAAGUUCUUAUUCUGAGCAAUGGAUGAGGAUUUUGAUAUGCCGGCGGCGGAGGAGAUGAUAAACGACGAUUUUGACAUGCCGGGCGAGAGUCCGAUGAUGAAGGUCGGAGAGGAGAAGCAGAUCGGCAAUCAAGGGCUGAAGAAGAAGCUUGUUAAGGAAGGUGAAGGUUGGGACACUCCUGAAAACGGUGAUGAAGUUGAAGUUCAUUAUACUGGGACGUUGCUCGAUGGAACUCGGUUCGAUUCGAGUCGUGAUAGGGGGACUCCUUUCAAGUUCACUCUCGGCCAAGGGCAAGUAAUAAAGGGAUGGGAUCUAGGUAUUAAGACAAUGAAGAAGGGGGAGAAUGCCAUUUUCACCAUUCCUCCAGAGCUUGCUUAUGGUGAGGCUGGUUCUCCCCCAACCAUUCCUUCGAAUGCUACUCUUCAAUUCGACGUUGAAUUGCUUUCCUGGGUCAGUGUCAAGGACAUAUGCAAGGACGGUGGGAUAUUCAAGAAGAUCCUUACGAUAGGGGAUAAAUGGGAGAAUCCAAAGGACCUUGAUGAAGUGCUAGUUAAGUUUGAAGCUAGGCUCGAGGAUGGAACCUUAGUUGCAAAAUCAGACGGAGUAGAGUUUACGGUUACAGAUGGUUACUUCUGCCCUGCUCUGGCUAAAGCUGUAAAAACAAUGAAGAAAGGAGAGAAAGUUAUUUUGACAGUGAAGCCACCAUAUGGGUUUGGGGAGACUGGCAAGCCAGCCACUGGUGGUGAAGGUGCAGUGCCACCAAAUGCGACACUGCAGAUAACUCUCGAGUUGGUAUCAUGGAAGACUGUGACCGAAGUAACAGAUGAUAAGAAGGUUGCUAAGAAGUCCCUAAAGGAAGGGGAGGGAUUUGAGCGCCCAAAUGAAGGGGCUGUAGUCAAAUUGAAAUUGACUGGGAAACUACAGGAUGGUACAGUCUUCUUUAAGAAGGGUUAUGAGGAGGGAGAAGAUUUGUUUGAGUUUAAGACAGAUGAAGAGCAAGUCAUAGAAGGGCUCGACAAAGCGGUGAUGAAAAUGAAGAAGGGAGAAGUAGCAUUAGUGACGAUUGCACCAGAGUAUGCCUAUGGUUCAUUGGAGUCGAAGCAGGAGUUGGCUGUGGUUCCUCCAAACUCAACUGUGUUUUACGAAGUCGAGCUCGUUUCAUUUGAGAAGGAGAAGGAAUCAUGGGAUAUGAACACCCCAGAGAAGAUUGAGGCUGCUGGCAAAAGGAAGGAAGAAGGCAAUGCAUUGUUCAAAGCGGGUAAAUAUGCAAGAGCCUCUAAGAGAUAUGAGAAGGCUGCAAAGUAUAUCGACUAUGAUACUUCUUUUGGUGAAGAGGAGAAGAAGCAGGCCAAAGCAUUAAAAGUAACUUGCAAUCUCAACAAUGCGGCCUGUAAGUUGAAAUUGAAGGAGUUUAAGGAGGCGGAGAAGCUAUGCACCAAGGUUUUAGAACUUGAGAGCAGGAAUGUGAAGGCACUUUACAGGAGGGCUCAGGCAUAUAUAAACCUCGCUGACCUGGAUUUGGCCGAAUUUGAUAUUAAGAAAGCUCUUGAAAUUGACCCUGACAAUAGGGAUGUGAAGCUAGAGUACAAAACAUUGAAGGAGAAGGUGAAAGAGUUCAACAAAAAAGAUGCCAAGUUCUAUGGUAACAUGUUUGCAAAGCUGACCAAGUUAGAGUCCGAGACUAAUAAAGCAGCUACCAAGGGGGCAGCAUAGAUGGCAAGGUGCGCGUGGCGUUUGAAAUGGGCUUCUGCGUAUUACUGGAGUAAACAUUCUGGUUUUAUGGUCUGCUAUCACAGUUAUGUAGGAGUUAUUUCUUUUAAUUUUGAAUGUGGAUUGCUGACAUAAAAUUGUCUUGCCAAUCAUAAAUGAAAUUGCACGCAAGUACAUCUAAUUUCUGUUAGUCAGGAGUUUCCGUUAACCUUAAUUCGGUUAUGAAAGUAUUCUCAUCUCAGUUAUAAGAUGGCUGUUUGCAUUUUA